This is a messenger RNA of Vitis vinifera (wine grape), 332 nucleotides long. Its product is annotated as large ribosomal subunit protein P2-like. Gene Ontology annotation, biological process: cytoplasmic translational elongation. Gene Ontology annotation, molecular function: structural constituent of ribosome. NCBI's taxonomy places the organism in Eukaryota, Viridiplantae, Streptophyta, Magnoliopsida, Vitales, Vitaceae. The transcript has a single exon. The record is from RefSeq and is a predicted model, not a curated record. Gene Ontology annotation, cellular component: ribosome; cytosolic large ribosomal subunit. The coding region runs from base 2 to 310 and encodes 102 amino acids.
GAUGAAUGUGAUGGCUGCAUAUUUGCUCGUUGUAUUGGGAGGCAAUGUCAGCCCUUGCGCCGAUGACCUCAAGAGCAUCCUCGGAUCGGUUGGAGCUGAAACUGAUGAUGAUGGGAUUGAGCUGCUGUUGUCCGAAGUUAAGGGUAAGGAUAUAACAAAGCUUAUUGCAUCUAGAAGAGAGAAAUUGGCAUCGGUGCCUUCUGGUGGUGGUGUCGUUGUUGCAGCUAGUGAUGGUGGUAGUGGUGCAGCACCUGCUGCCACAGAACCAAAGAAUGAGGAAAAAGGUGGAAGAGAAAGAGGAAUCGGAUGAGGACAUGGGCUUCAGUUUAUUU